AUGAUUUCGCCCCUGCUUGAAAAAUUGACCAGUGACGAGACAGUGAAAACUGGUAGCGGCCGUUCGCUUGACUUGGUCACAGUGGACACAGACUCGGAGUUCGACCUAGCACUAAGAUACAAGGUACGGGCGCUGCCAACAGUCAUAGCGUUCAAGGAUGGCCAGAAGGUUGAUCAGUUUGUUGGAGCCCUGAACGAAAGUGGCAUUCGCCAAUUCAUAGCCAAGUUGUAG
Messenger RNA from Suillus subalutaceus, 231 nucleotides. RefSeq lists its product as uncharacterized. Bases 1 to 231 code for a protein of 76 amino acids. The transcript has 2 exons. Gene Ontology annotation, molecular function: oxidoreductase activity, acting on a sulfur group of donors, disulfide as acceptor. Gene Ontology annotation, cellular component: cytoplasm. The record is from RefSeq and is a predicted model, not a curated record. Lineage: Eukaryota; Fungi; Basidiomycota; Agaricomycetes; Boletales; Suillaceae.